Messenger RNA from Camelus dromedarius (Arabian camel), 984 nucleotides. Its product is annotated as olfactory receptor 52E5. Gene Ontology annotation, molecular function: G protein-coupled receptor activity; olfactory receptor activity. The record is from RefSeq and is a predicted model, not a curated record. NCBI's taxonomy places the organism in Eukaryota, Metazoa, Chordata, Mammalia, Artiodactyla, Camelidae. Gene Ontology annotation, cellular component: plasma membrane. Gene Ontology annotation, biological process: G protein-coupled receptor signaling pathway.
AUGCUGCACCCCAACAAUACACAGUUCCAUCCCUCCUCCUUCCUUCUGAUAGGGAUUCCGGGGCUAGAAGAUGCACAUGUGUGGAUAGGCUUCCCCUUCUUUGCAGUGUAUCUAAUAGCCCUCCUGGGGAACGCUGCCAUCCUGUUUGUGAUCCAGACUGAACGCAGCCUCCACCAACCUAUGUUUUACUUCCUGGCCAUGUUGGCCUGCACUGAUCUUGGCCUGUCCACAGCCACCAUCCCCAAGAUGCUGGGCAUUUUCUGGUUUAAUCUCGGGGAGAUUGUGUUUGGUGCCUGCAUCACACAGAUGUACAUGAUCCAUAUAUGCACUGGCCUGGAGUCAGUGGUGCUGACAGUCAUGGCCAUAGACCUAAUUGUCAUCUGCAACCCCCUGAGGUACAGCAUGACCCUCACCAACAAGGUGAUAGCCAUCCUGGGCAUAGUCAUCAUAGUCAGGACUUUGGUGUUUGUGACUCCAUUUAUAUUUCUCAUCCUGAGACUGCCUUUCUGUGAUGUCUGGAUUUUCCCUCACACCUAUUGUGAACACAUGGGUUUGGCAAAGUUGGCUUGUGCUAGUAUUAGGGUCAAUGUUAUCUAUGGCUUGAUUGCUUUCUCCGUGGGCUACAUUGACCUUUCUGUGAUCGGAUUUUCCUACGUCCAAAUCCUCAGAGCAGUCUUCCACCUCCCAUCCUGGGAUGCCCGGCUGAAGGCACUCAGCACAUGUGGCUCCCAUGUCUGUGUCAUGUUGGCCUUCUACCUGCCUGCACUCUUCUCCUUCAUGACACACCGCUUUGGCCACAGCGUCCCUCAUUACAUCCACAUACUUCUAGCCAAUCUAUACGUGGUCGUUCCCCCUGCCCUUAACCCUGUUAUCUAUGGGGUCAGGACAAAGCAGAUAAGAGAGCGAGUACUUAGGAUGCUUAACCCUAAAAGCUUGACAUUUAACCGCAAGAAAGUCUUCCACGAUCACUCAGCAGGGCAAUAA